Molecule: messenger RNA, 810 nt
Organism: Penicillium longicatenatum
Lineage: Eukaryota; Fungi; Ascomycota; Eurotiomycetes; Eurotiales; Aspergillaceae
Exons: 5
Coding region: 1-810 (269 amino acids)
Source: RefSeq, a predicted model, not a curated record
AUGACUCAGGAUGACCCCGUUUUGGGCCGAAGUAUUGGAGAUUCUGUUAGACUGUAUGCAGAGCACCUGCUUUGGAAACUCCAUAGAGGUUAUGAGCUGCAUCCCGAUAUUGAAGUGACGGAUAACACGAAGAUUGCGGAGCUUGGGACUGGAACAGCCGUCUGGUUAAUGGACCUUGCAAGACAGCUUCCACCGACUGUUGAGCUACAUGGGUAUGACAUUUGCGAUGACCAAUUUCCACAAAAGGAGCUGUGGCCCAAGAACGUUAAGCUCAGCCUGCUGGACUCCUUGAGUGAUCCUCCUGCAUCACUGGAGGGCCAAUACGAUGCUGUCCACCUUCGUAUGUGGGCAAGCAAUCUGCGAGACGGUGACAUAUCGGGAAUAAUCAACCAUGCCAAGAAGCUCCUGAAGCCUGGUGGAUAUAUCCAAUGGGAAGAUGCCGACCUAGUCCACCAACGUAUCGAAGGCACCGAGGCAGAAGAAUUUGAACGAGAUAUCAACCACCUUUUCACGAAGGUUGAUCUCGACUACGGCUGGGUAUCGGAUUUGCCAAACCGCUUACGAGAGGAGAAAUUCAAGAUCAUUGAAUCGGAAAAUGGUUUCUUCAAGCCGGAGUUGGUACAACUCUGCACAAACACUUACUUGAUGGCUCUGCGGGUGAUUAUUCAAGAUGUUAAAAGACAACUCGCGCAGAAUCUGCAGCUCUCGAUCUCUGAACUAGAGGUGGCUCUCUACCGGAUGUCCUUGCAGAACUCCGCUGGGUUUAUCUAUAAUUGGUCUCCGGUGGCUGUGUUGGCACAAGUUGCUUGA